AUGGGUCGCAAGCAGAGAUCAGCCAACUUGCUGAACAACCUCCCGCAGCUGCAGAACCUGAUCAAGCGGGAUCCGUCGUCGUACCGCGAGGAGUUCAAGCAGCAGCUGCAGCACUUUGAGGCGUCGCUGGCGAUUUUCGAGCUGAAGCCAGACGAGGAGGCGCGGGAGUUUGGCGAGCAGAUAAACUUUCUCUCGCAAGUAGCCAAAUGCUAUCCGCGCGACUGCAUGCACUUCCCGGACAAGCUGAUCGGCCUGCUGCAAAAGCACUACCCGGUUUUGAACUCGGACCUGCGGCGGUCGAUCGUGCAGGCGUUGAUACUUCUGCGGAGCCGCCGGGUGGUGUCGAACAUGAAGGUUAUGCCGCUGUUUUUCACGCUGUUCCGGUGCCGCGACAAGCCGCUGAGGGAGCUCCUGUACAAGCAUAUUGUGAAUGACGUGAAGCUGGCAAACAAGGGGAAGCACCGGAACCACAAGCUGAACAAGGCGCUGCAGGGAUUCAUGUAUACGAUGAUUACGUCGGCCGAUGCGCAGGACAAGCAAGGGGAGGGGGCGAUUGCGGCGAAGAAGAGCCUGGAUGUGUGCGUGGAGCUGUACCGCAAGGGCAUCUGGACGGACGCCAAGGCGGUUAAUGUGAUUGCGCAGGCGUGCUUUUCGCCGAUCACCAAGGUGAUGAUGACGGCGGUGCAGUUCUUCUUGAACCCAAUCAAGAAGAAGAGCGACGGGGACGAGUCCGACUCGGACGGCGACGUGGACAACUCCAAGGCAGGCAGCAGGUACGUGCCUUUGUCGAUGGUGCAGCACCAGAGCAAUGUGACGAAGAAGACAAAGUACCGCAAGCGUAAGCUGGAGCGGAUCGAGCGGCAGUACAAGCGCGAGCAGGCGAAGCGCACGGGCGCGUACUUUGACGACGACGCGGAGGAGAAGAAGGGCAAGAAGAAGCAGGUGGUGGUGAAUUUCGAGGCAAUCAGCCUGAUCCACGACCCGCAGGGGUUCACGGAGAAGCUGUUUGGGAAGGUCCAUGCGGCGACGACGGCCACAAAGCGCGGCGGCGGCUCGGUGGAGCGGUUCGAGGUUAGGCUGGCGAUCCUGCGGCUGGUGUCGCGGAUGAUCAACCACCACCAGCUGCAGUUGCUGGCGUUCUACCCGUUCUUCCAGCGGUACCUGCAGCCGCACCAGACUGAAGUGACCCAGAUUCUGGCCAUUCUGGCCACCGCCUGCCAUGCAUUUACGCCGCCGGAUGUGCUGCAGCCGCUGAUCCGGGCGACAGCCGACAAUUUCGUGGCCGACCACUGUGCGCCUGAGGUCAUGUGUGCUGGACUCAACACAAUCCGUGCGAUUGCCACGCGGCAGCCGCUGGCGGUGGAUGCGGAUCUGCUGAACGACCUGAUCCAGUACCGCAAGCACAAGGACAAGGGCGUGAUGAUGGCGGCCCGCAGCCUGCUGGCGCUGUACCGGUCGGUCAAUCCAGAGAUGCUGAGCCGCAGGGACCGCGGCAGGGACGCGAGCAUGGGGGAGGGCGUCAACAUCAUGGCGGCGUUUGGCGAGGCCAGGCCGGCCGAGGGCGUGGAGGGAGCGGAGCUGCUGGAGGACGAAGAAGAGGCUGGAGGGGAGGACCAGGAGCAGCUGGAGGCUGGAUGGGAACAGUUUGAGGCUGCAACUGAUAGCGAGGAGGAGGAGGAGGAGGAGGAGGAUGGCGAGGAGUGGGCCAACGCUGACGAUGAUGACGAGGCCGUGAUUGAGGUUGGAUCGUCUGAUGAGGAAGAGGGAGGAAGGAGGAGUGGCGACGAAGAAGAGGCUGUGGUGGAAGCCGUGGUGGAGGCUGUGCCAGCCAAGGCGGCGCCCAAGCGGCAGCGGAUCGAGAUGACGCGGUUCUUGACGAACGAGGACUUUGACCGGAUUGACAAGCUGAAGCGGCGGCAGAAGAAGGGCACGCUGCCGACACCUGUCCGUGUCAAGACCGACGACUACUCCGAUGAUGAUGAAGUCGACCUGUCAGACGCGUCGUCCUCAUCAUCAUCAGACAGCGAGAACAACGACUACGUGGACAACGUGGACAUUCUGGGCGACUACCACACGCGCAAGCGCCGCAGAAAGGCCACGUACGAGGAGCGCACGGCGACGAUCAUGGCCGGACGCGAGGGACGCGACAAGUUCUCGAGCUCCAAGGCCAAGCGCGACCGUGACGGGCGCAGUCUGUCGAACAAGGAGAAGCGCAAGACCAAGGACUACCGCAUGAUUUCACACAAGCGCGGAGUGGUCAAGAAGGGCAGACGGAGUCUGGUGGAGAAGCAGCGCAGUCUGCGCAAGCACAUCGUCAAGCAGAAGAAGAAGGGAUUUUAAGUUUUGACGGUUGCGCUUCAUGGCCACGCUCCGUGGUAGGUUUGUCUAUUCCUCAAGCUGCAUCAGCUCACUAUUCUUUGCG
Molecule: messenger RNA, 2422 nt
Organism: Linderina pennispora
Lineage: Eukaryota; Fungi; Kickxellomycota; Kickxellomycetes; Kickxellales; Kickxellaceae
Product: SDA1-domain-containing protein
Exons: 1
Coding region: 1-2340 (779 amino acids)
Biological process (GO): ribosomal large subunit export from nucleus; ribosomal large subunit biogenesis
Cellular component (GO): nucleolus
Source: RefSeq, a predicted model, not a curated record